CGAAGUUUAUUAGAUCGGACGGCGAUCCACCAAUGAAAUAGCUCCUCACAAUCUAAGAAAGAAAGAAGAGCACCAAAAAAAAAAAAAGGGGAAAAACCCAAAUUUUCUCUCUCUUCCCCUGUGUCUUUCUAGCUCUCUCCGUGUGUGUGUGUGUGAAAAAACACUCUUUGAUCGGUGGGAGCGAAAGCUGUUACAACCCAGGAACCCGAUUCGGCUGUUUGGUUCAAAUCAGUGAUUGAGUCCUCAAAAGCCCGUUUGUCAAUCUCCAAUGCGGUCUUAUAAAAGACCAGCAAGAAACAGAGUCUUGAGCGGAAAAACCCAGAGAAAUAGAUCUGUAUUCGGUCGGAGUCAUUGUGGGCGUAGGCUGGGAUCUGAUGGUGGGGAUUUUCGGACCAUUUGCGAAGGUGGGUGCAUCGAGUCCUGUCGAGUCUGGUAUUGGUAGGAGCGUAGUAGUGGCUUUUCGUGUGCUGGUGGGGCUGCACAGACGACGAUGCAGCUUCACUUCUCGCCUAGCAUGAGAAGCAUCACGAUCUCCAGCAGCAAUGGGUUUAUUGACUUGAUGAAGAUCAAGGUCGCAGCUCGCCACUUCUCCUAUCGGACCCUCUUCCACACCAUUCUGAUCCUCGCUUUCUUGUUGCCCUUUGUCUUCAUUCUCACUGCUGUUGUUACCCUUGAAGGUGUCAACAAGUGCUCCUCAUUUGAUUGUUUAGGCAGGCGUUUGGGACCAAGGUUUCUUGGCAGGGUUGAUGAUUCAGGGCAGAAACUGGUUAGAGAGUUUUACAACAUUCUUAACCAAGUGAACACUGAGGAAAUCCCACAUGGUCUAAAGCUACCAGAUUCAUUUAGUCGACUUGUUUCUGAAAUGAAGAACGACCAGUAUGAUGCAAGGACAUUUGCUUUCAUGUUAAGGGCAAUGAUGGAGAAAUUUGAAAGGGAGAUUAGGGAGUCUAAAUUUGCAGAGCUGAUGAACAAACACUUCGCAGCAAGUUCCAUUCCAAAAGGGAUCCACUGUCUCUCUCUUCGUUUGACUGAUGAAUAUUCCUCAAAUGCCCAUGCACGUAAACAAUUGCCUCCUCCAGAGUUUCUCCCUUUGCUUUCAGACAACUCUUAUCAUCACUUUAUCCUGUCAACAGAUAAUAUUUUGGCUGCUUCAGUUGUUGUUGCUUCUACCAUCCAGUCAUCGCUAAAACCUGAAAAAAUUGUCUUCCAUGUCAUCACUGACAAGAAAACGUAUGCGGGUAUGCACUCAUGGUUUGCGUUAAACCCUGUCUCCCCAGCUAUUGUUGAAGUGAAAGGCGUUCACCAGUUUGACUGGUUAACAAGAGAAAAUGUUCCUGUACUUGAAGCUGUAGAGAACCAAAAUGGGAUCCGGAAUUACUACCAUGGUAAUCAUCUUGCAGGGGCCAAUCUCAGUGACACAACUCCACGAACAUUUGCUUCAAAAUUGCAAGCUAGAAGUCCAAAGUAUAUAUCCUUACUCAACCAUCUCCGCAUAUAUAUACCGGAGCUCUUUCCAAACCUUCAAAAGGUGGUCUUUUUAGAUGAUGAUAUCGUGAUUCAGCGUGAUUUAUCUCCACUUUGGGAAAUUGACCUUGGGGGAAAGGUUAAUGGAGCUGUUGAAACUUGUAAAGGUGAAGAUGAGUGGGUAAUGUCUAAGCGUUUCAGGAACUACUUCAAUUUUUCCCAUCCCCUCGUAGCAAAGAAUUUGAACCCUGAUGAAUGCGCAUGGGCUUAUGGUAUGAAUAUAUUUGAUCUUCGUGCUUGGAGGAAGACAAAUAUAAGAGAAACAUACCAUUCUUGGCUGAGAGAGAAUCUGAAGUCAAACUUGACAAUGUGGAAGCUUGGAACCUUACCACCUGCUUUGAUUGCAUUUAAAGGUCAUGUUCACCCGAUUGACCCGUCGUGGCACAUGCUCGGCUUGGGCUAUCAGAAUAACACAAACAUUGAGAGUGUCAAAAGGGCUGCAGUCAUCCACUACAAUGGCCAAUCAAAACCGUGGUUGCAGAUUGGCUUCGAGCAUCUCCGACCAUUUUGGACCAAGUAUGUCAAUUAUUCCAAUGAUUUUAUAAGUAACUGCCACAUCUUGGAAUCAUAGUCUACCGACUAGCGGAGCUCUAAACACAGAGGGGCAGGAAAAGGCCCAAGUGAUACAGGUUUAAUAUAAGUCUUUUGUGGAUCGAAAUUCUUGUCAAGAUUUAUUGAGAAGACAAGCAGAAAAUUGGCCAGAAGGGCAAAUCUUUCAUGGUCCAGAUUGACUGUCAUCCCCGGUAUUGUUGCAUACAAGGACCGCCACCACUAGCACGGCAUGAGAUUCAUUCUUUCAAUCUGUAACAUAGCAAUCCGUCCUUUAUUUUUUGGUUGAGAAAAGGAUAACUAUAAUUGGUCUUCCAUCAGGGGAGUCUUGCCUGAUUUCUUAGAGCAUAAUAUGAAAUAAAGUGAAAAUAUCCAAAGAAGGUACUGAUGUUAAUUCCGUCAUCUUGAUUGGUGCAAGGAAGAGGAAGGCUAGGACAGAUCUUCUGUGAGGCUCCCCAAUUAGCCCAGGAUUGUUAAUUUCCCUUCUUCUUUCUUUUGACCUUUCUUGUUUUCAUUUUUGUUAGUACCCAUUUUUUACCCUUUCAUUUGAUAUCAUCAUGGUGAAUCUUAGGGUAGGUCAUGAGAUUGCUUUGUUACAGAUCCCAUUCAAAGGAAGAACUUUUUCUUAGGUUACAUAAUUGGUAUUUGUUUAUGUACGUUCACGAGAGACAUUGAAAUGUGCAGAAAAUUCUUUUUCCGAA
Messenger RNA from Alnus glutinosa, 2774 nucleotides. Its product is annotated as probable galacturonosyltransferase 14. The transcript has 6 exons. NCBI's taxonomy places the organism in Eukaryota, Viridiplantae, Streptophyta, Magnoliopsida, Fagales, Betulaceae. Gene Ontology annotation, molecular function: polygalacturonate 4-alpha-galacturonosyltransferase activity. The coding region runs from base 491 to 2095 and encodes 534 amino acids. The record is from RefSeq and is a predicted model, not a curated record.